This is a messenger RNA of Penicillium argentinense, 1542 nucleotides long. RefSeq names its product putative serine/threonine protein phosphatase (gene phzA). The transcript is spliced from 3 exons. NCBI's taxonomy places the organism in Eukaryota, Fungi, Ascomycota, Eurotiomycetes, Eurotiales, Aspergillaceae. The coding region runs from base 1 to 1542 and encodes 513 amino acids. Gene Ontology annotation, cellular component: nucleus; cytoplasm. Gene Ontology annotation, molecular function: protein serine/threonine phosphatase activity. The record is from RefSeq and is a predicted model, not a curated record.
AUGGGUCAGUCGCAUUCCAAGAGCAACGCCGGCUCGGGCGACCCGUUGCAGUCGUACCCGUCCUUUUCGAAAUCCGACACCAAAGAAUCAAUCCGCUCUCUCCGUGGCUCAAUUCGCUCCAAGAUCCGAAGCUCCGACAGCCCUCGUGGCUCGACAACUGCCCUCUCCCAAACCGACAGUCAAGGUGACCGUUCCGAUGCCGGCUCAAUCAGGUCGGCCAAGUCGUCCGGCAGCCGACCCGGCUCCAAUGCUGGUCUCUCUUCGCCUGGCUCCGAAGGCCCCUCACGCAAUGGCUCCCCCGAACCUCCCCCUUCUCCAUCGCUGUCUACCAGCCUGCAACGCGGCCAUAAGGAUGUGAGCGCUAUGCAACAGAGUGGCGAGGUUGACCUGGUAUCCGACGAUCCUCCUCAGGGUGGUCCGCCAGCCGGCCCUGGUGGCGUGGCGGGUGAAUCGAUUUUGAUCAAGAAACCGAAUCAAGUGAAUCCUAUCUUGGAUUUCAUUUUGAAUGCCCCGCUGGAGACAUCCGGAUCUCCCGGCAUGGGUAUGGGCGCUCUGAAGUCCAUUGAUCUCGACGACAUGAUCACGCGACUGUUAGAUGCGGGAUACUCGACUAAGGUCACCAAGACUGUUUGUCUGAAGAAUGCCGAGAUUACAGCCGUCUGCUCGGCUGCCCGUGAACUUUUUCUUUCUCAGCCCGCACUCCUAGAGCUCUCCGCUCCUGUCAAGAUCGUCGGUGAUGUUCACGGUCAAUAUACCGAUCUCAUUCGCCUUUUCGAAAUGUGCGGAUUUCCUCCCCAGUCGAACUAUCUGUUCUUAGGUGAUUAUGUGGAUCGAGGCAAACAGAGUCUGGAGACCAUUCUCCUCUUGCUGUGCUAUAAGCUCAAGUACCCUGAGAAUUUCUUCCUGCUUCGAGGCAACCACGAGUGUGCCAACGUCACACGUGUUUAUGGGUUCUAUGACGAAUGUAAGCGGCGAUGCAAUAUCAAGGUUUGGAAAACCUUCAUCGAUACUUUCAAUUGCCUCCCGAUUGCAUCAAUCGUUGCGGGAAAGAUCUUCUGUGUCCAUGGAGGUCUUUCGCCGAGUCUAUCGCAUAUGGACGACAUUCGAGGCAUUGCACGACCUACCGAUGUGCCCGACUAUGGUUUGCUGAAUGACCUUCUUUGGAGUGACCCAGCGGAUAUGGAGGAAGAUUGGGAGCCCAACGAGCGUGGUGUCAGCUAUUGCUUUGGCAAAAAAGUGAUUAUGAACUUUUUGCAGAGGCACGAUUUCGACCUGGUGUGCCGUGCACACAUGGUGGUUGAAGAUGGAUAUGAAUUUUACCAGGAUCGUGUUCUGGUGACGGUAUUUUCCGCACCUAAUUACUGCGGCGAAUUUGACAAUUGGGGCGCGAUCAUGUCUGUUUCAGGUGAACUGCUCUGUAGCUUCGAGUUGUUGAAACCUUUGGACUCGACCGCACUGAAAAACCACAUCAAGAAGGGUCGCAAUAAGCGAAACAGCAUGUUGAACAGUCCGCCUGCACUGCCAGCCGCUCAAAGUUAUUAA